Aspergillus homomorphus CBS 101889 is the source of this 1165-nucleotide messenger RNA. RefSeq lists its product as uncharacterized. Gene Ontology annotation, cellular component: THO complex part of transcription export complex. The record is from RefSeq and is a predicted model, not a curated record. The transcript is spliced from 2 exons. NCBI's taxonomy places the organism in Eukaryota, Fungi, Ascomycota, Eurotiomycetes, Eurotiales, Aspergillaceae. Bases 50 to 1057 code for a protein of 335 amino acids. Gene Ontology annotation, biological process: mRNA processing.
ACUGAACACCCCUGGGUCAAAGCCAAGUAAGUUCCUUGCUUAUAACACAAUGGCAUCUUACGGGCUUCUAGAUCAGCUGGAGGAAGAUGGACUUCACAAGUCGCGCCUGCUCAACGUCGAAGAAAAGCCCUUCAAGCGGAUUUCGAAACGUCUCCUGAACAACGACUCGGUCCUGGUCUCGAACGCCACCCUCCCCCCAACCCCUCCACCGGACGGAUCGGACGAAGAUGCUACGGCGGCGGAGGAGGCCGAGAAGCUCAGGCGGCACGAGAACUGGAGUCAUUUCCGCGAAGACGUCGCGUUGGACUUUGCCGCCUUCGAGAUCAGCAUCGCGCGCAUCCAAUUCCUCCUCACCAGUAACGAGAAGGAGCGCGAGCGGUAUGCCACGGAGAAACUGGGGAUCCUGGACACCAUGCAGUCCGUCCGCGAUAACACCUCCGAGCUGCGGGUUCAGCUCGAGGAGGCCCAACGGCUGCUGGCGCUGCGGAAGAGCUACGACGAACUGGCGGAGAAGAUCACGAGCAACCGGCUCCUGAAACCGCGCGAGGACCAGCAGGCCAACUUGCAGAAGCUGCAGGCCGAGAUCACCGAUCUGGAGAAGGAGAGCAAGGAAUACGCGCAGACGUGGUCAGAGCGCCGUGAGCAGUUCGGUCGCAUUGUCGAGGAAGGCAUGCAGCUGCGCCGCUUGAUCCGCGACGAGAAGGAAGAAGUCGAGCGUCGCGAGGGGAUGCAGGAGGGUGAGGACGGCGAUGACGGCGACGUCCCCUCCAAGGGCAAAUCGAGCGGGGCCAAUACUCCUCGGCAGGAUUCAGACAGCCUGGCUUCCUCGCACCAUAGCCCCGAGGAGCUCAGCCGUCUGUCUGCGGGCUUGCAAGUGGAUAGAUCAGGCACGGCCGGUGCAGCGUCUCCCUUGCGGCAAGUGACUGUUCCAGGUGAAGAGGAAAAAGCCUCGGCUGAUCUGGACACCACGAUGGAAGACGAAGGGGAGGUACAAGAGGAGUUGGAAGAGGGAGAAGAACAAGACGAUCGUGCAGAUAAGAUGGAUAUUACCGGGUGAUUGGAAACUACUAUGACUAUACAUUGAGCGCGGAGUUAAUUGGUGGCGUUUUUGUUCACGGUGGCUGUCAUUUACAUCAGUUUUUCUGGAGUAGGACUACAACGAUUG